Halichondria panicea is the source of this 1049-nucleotide messenger RNA. Its product is annotated as proteasome subunit alpha type-4-like. The coding region runs from base 113 to 940 and encodes 275 amino acids. The transcript is spliced from 8 exons. Gene Ontology annotation, cellular component: proteasome core complex; proteasome core complex, alpha-subunit complex; cytosol. Lineage: Eukaryota; Metazoa; Porifera; Demospongiae; Suberitida; Halichondriidae. Gene Ontology annotation, biological process: proteasomal protein catabolic process; ubiquitin-dependent protein catabolic process. The record is from RefSeq and is a predicted model, not a curated record.
AUUUUUGGGUCACCCGUGUAAAAUUUAGCCUGUAACACGUGGACAUACCUGCAAAAAAUUUUAGAGAGAGAAGAUCCUCAACAAACCUGAUACUGCAGCAUUUGGUGACACUAUGUCUCGAAGGUACGAUACGAGAACGACCAUCUUCUCUCCAGAGGGGAGGUUGUACCAGGUCGAGUAUGCCAUGGAGGCAAUAGGGCAUGCUGGAACAUGCCUCGGUAUCCUGGCCUCGGAUGGUGUCCUCCUAGCAGCUGAGAGGAAGACGACUAACAAGUUGCUUGAUGACAUCAUGUACUCUGAGAAGAUUUACAGGCUGGACGACAAUACGGCGUGCAGUGUAGCCGGUAUCACCUCAGAUGCUAACGUCCUCACCAAUCAACUCAGACUCAUGGCACAGAGGUACAUGCUGCAGUACCAGGAGUGCAUUCCCUGUGAACAGCUGGUGAUGAAACUUUGCGACAUCAAACAAGCCUACACACAAUUUGGAGGAAAGCGUCCAUUCGGUGUGUCCAUCCUGUACAUGGGCUGGGACCCUCACUACGGAUUCCAGCUCUACCAGAGUGACCCCUCUGGUAACUAUGGAGGAUGGAGGGCCACUUGUAUCGGGAACAACCACCAGGCUGCCAUCUCCAUGUUGAAGCAGGAGUACAAGGAGCCGCCCACUCUCAAGGAGGCACUGCAGCUGGCUAUCAAGAUACUCAACAAGACUCUGGACUCCACAAAGCUCAAUGCCGAAAAAGUUGAGAUAGCUACGCUGACGCGGGUGGCUGUGGAGGAGGGUGGGGAUCGGACCCAGAUACGAGUGCUCCCCUCGUCUGAGACGGACACCAUCAUCAAGGAGUUCUACGUCACAGAGGAGGCAAAGAAGAAGCAAUUAGAGAAAGAAAAGCAGGAGCGAGCCAGGCAAGAAAAAGCAGCUGCUUCCUCCAAAGACACUUAAGCACUCUCUAGGGAUAGUGGCACUUGAUUAUCAUUAUUAAAGUGUGUUCCACAUGUAUAUAAUGUGUACCAAUUAACAUGCUUAAAAUAUUUUAAAGUCGUCAAAAUAA